AAUAUACUAAUUACAGUCUCCAUAGAAACUAGACUAUUAUUAUUAAUGCACAUCGUAAUGAAGUUGAGUUCUUCUUCCACUCAUCUAUCUUUGCACCACCCCUAAAAUGGACAAGGCAAAGAAUCGAAAUCCAGCGGCUGAUCUUCGCAAAAUGCGACGAAUCAUUGCUGAAGACCCCGAGUGGAACUUGGAGAUUGUACCUCCUCUUGUGGAUGUGUGUAUAUCACAUAUAGUGGGAAACUUUGGAGAAAAUCCACUUUUUGAAGAACUUUUACCAAAGCACAAACAAAACGUUCUCAAGAAACUUUCCCCUAAUAUUCCGCUCAAAAUCACUGCCCCUUUAAUUAAUGACGAGUCAUAUUGGGAGCGUUGUUGCCGGGGGCGAUGGGAGCUGUGUGACUUGUCCGAGUACAGUGGCCAGUGGAAGAGGAUGUUCUUUGAGAGGAAUGCACAAGAGACAGUUGAAACCUUCGUCCCUGAGCAGAGUGACAUUUUCAAGUUGGAGGGCACUCUGCAGUUGUCGAGUCAGUAUGUACAUAGAUUGAGAGUAAAUCAGCUUCUUCCCCCGCCCCGAGACAAGGCAAUAAAUGGAGAUGAUGAUGAUGGAUUGACUGAGGAUGGUACACUGUCAGUGUGUAACGAUCAUCUUAACUGCGGUCUCAUCCUGAAGAACUUGCAUCAACUUGAUGAGCUGUCCCUCACUUUUGGAGUGAAAAAUUGUGGAAUGAACUUUGACUGGUCUUUGUUCGAAUUCACGGCUCGAGACAGCCAGCUGUUAGCCAAUGGGCUCAAGGCCACGCCCACUUUGAGGGUGUUUCGCCUGAACCGUAGUAAAGUUGGUGAUCAGAAGGGACGACUCAUCAUCUCACAUCUCUUAGACCACCCUUCGCUCUCAGUGCUAGAUCUCUCUCACAACAAGUUGGGAGACAAUGCUGGGCGAGCAAUAGGCAAACUGUUAAAUGGCCACUCUCCAAAACUGGUCACAGUGGAGCUGAGCAACAAUCUAAUCGGCAAACAAGGGGGAGUGUCAAUAGGCCACGCCCUCCAUAACAACGGAAUUGUUAGAGAACUCAAUCUCCGUAUGAACAGACUUGGAGACGAGGGUACACAAUCGAUACUCAAGGCACUGCAGGGCAAGAACGAUAGUCUACUGACCCUCAACAUAGGGAGCAAUGACAUGGGGGAGGCCUCGGCUCAAGCACUCUCAGAGAUGGUGAUCAUAAACAAGACACUACAGAACCUCAACAUUACCUGCAACAAAAUACUUGAGGCUGGUGGCAAACUCAUACAACACGGUAUGGAGGAGAACAAGUCUCUAUUGAACUUUGACCUACGUCUGACGGAGAUUAGCCAGGAGAGCGAGUACUGUAUUAAUCAAGCAGUCAAAGACAAUCAGGACAGGGGAGGGACGAGAUAGCUAUAGUACAUAAUUAUGUAUAUAAUAUUUGUAUGUGUUGAUUAUUGUUUGUCUGUACAUGUAUACGGUAUAAUAUGGUGUUUGUUGGCUGUAUAGCCUGUAUUUACAAACUUUAAUAAUAUUUAUUGUGGUUUUUGCUGAUAUUCUAAAAUUGAUCAACUUACAUGACAUUGUA
Halichondria panicea is the source of this 1592-nucleotide messenger RNA. RefSeq names its product dynein regulatory complex subunit 5-like. The record is from RefSeq and is a predicted model, not a curated record. Bases 107 to 1417 code for a protein of 436 amino acids. Gene Ontology annotation, molecular function: protein binding. The transcript is spliced from 9 exons. NCBI's taxonomy places the organism in Eukaryota, Metazoa, Porifera, Demospongiae, Suberitida, Halichondriidae.